Ectocarpus sp. CCAP 1310/34 is the source of this 1229-nucleotide messenger RNA. Lineage: Eukaryota; Phaeophyceae; Ectocarpales; Ectocarpaceae. The record is from the annotation of a GenBank genome assembly.
UGGCUACCACACACUGCCACUGCAACCAACCUACCUCCCACUGCUGCUCCUCUCCUCUGCCAGCUAUGUCCAAGGCUGUGCUUCUGGCAGACCUGAGGACUAUCCUCCGACAUAUCAAUAGGCUGCCGAGUCAAGGGAUAAACUCGUUCAAGGCUCAGACCAUGGCCCAGUUCCGAGGGAAUAUGGCCAUCACAGACAAGGAAGAAGCCAGAAAUUUGAGAUGGAAGGCCCACGAUGCGGCGCAGCUAGUAACGGCGUUGCAAGUCAGGAAGGAGUUACUCGACUUGCACGCUGGAGAGAAGAUGACACAAGAAGAGCGAAUCAGGUUGGCAGCCUUGAGAGUAGGGCUGAACCCUCCGGAGGUUUACGACUCCGCCGCGCCGUCGGCCUUAUGAUUGUAGAUAGCACACUACAGUAGAGGUACAAAGACGAAACAAUUUGUGGUGGUGGUUCGCAGGCUUACCCCAGGACUGCUGUGCACUUGGAAGUUUGUUUGGUUCGUCUUCGUCCGACUACAUGCUGGGCGAGGGAGGGACGUUAGGUGGUUGUCCCAUAUUGACUCUGCGUUCUUGUCUGAGCUCUGUUGUGUACAAGCACUGCUGGCGCCUCGUGUACGGUAGCAGUGAAACGUUGCUUUGCCCUUUUUUUCUCAGGCAUUUUUUUUCACGAGAAUUGGGGCACGUGUAGCUCACGAUUGGGUGCGCACAUGUUGUCCGGAGGUACCCAACCCAACGAACGAAGGACUGCGAAAUGCUGCGCUUGGGCACAUUACUGCGUGCUCGUCCCAUGAGUGAAAGUAAGAACGGUUCGCAACUGACUUGUGGCUGUUGGGUAUCCGGAGGCUGCAGUGUUGAACACGAACGUCUCGCGGUACCCGGUGUACCUUUUACCCUGAAGCCAGCGAGUUUUAAGACCCUAUUUUGGUACGGCAGUAAAAGGAGCAGCAGUAUCGGGGUUUUUAUUGUUGCGACGUGUUUACGGGUGGAGUAGACGUUGUUCAACGUAAGUACAAGUCACCGAAUGCAAUUUCUUCUCUUUCGUUUGUCACGAUGGCCCCAUCACGUAGUUAUGGUGGGUACACUUGAAAAUGUGCUGCAUAACCUCUUGAGACGCUGAUACACGCUGCAGUUUGUGCCUUUGGCGCCACCAUGAAAGACGGGCUCUCAUUUACAACAUUGUUGUUGGCAACCUAAGUGAAGUUCGACUUGCAUGGCCGCCGCUCGAUGUCC